AUGACGAGCAAUUUCAGUGACGAUGCAGUUCGGAGGGAGCUCGGUGAGUACUCCAAUGGAGGUAACUCAAUGGCACAUCAGUUGAACUCACCAGUACGCGAGUUGCCGCGAUCUCAAGUCAAUGCUGAUCCUCAUACUGCAACGUCCAUGACGGCUCAGAUAGCUUGUGAGGAUACUGAGAUGGUAUAUGAAGAUUUAGGAGAUGAAGAAUCUUGGGCUUUGGUCAAGCACUUAAGUGGCCAUUUGCCUCAGUUAACUGACGUACCAAUACUACCACCUAAAAAGAAUAUCACUCUUGUACUUGAUAUCGAUGGAACCCUGAUCCACUCAUCAAUGAGAGAUGAAGGCGCGGACUUUUCGUUUAUUUUGUUACGUGGAACGGAAGAGAGCACUGUGUACGUGAAGAAGAGGCCAUAUGUGGACGCCUUCCUGAAGAAGGUGGCUGAGAUGUUUGAUAUUGUUGUCUUCACAGCUAGCAUAAGCUCUUAUGCAGACCAGUUGCUUGAUAUACUGGAUCCAGGGAGAUUGAUCUCGCGACGCUAUUACCGGGAUUCAUGUCUCUCCCUAGGUGGUAAGUAUCUCAAGGAUCUGACCAUUAUUGAAGCUAAUCUCAUGAAGGUUGCAAUAAUUGACAAUACCCCGGAGGUUUUCCGGCUACAGGUGAAUAAUGGGAUACCCAUAAAUACUUGGUCAAGUGACCCUUACGACACUUCCUUGCUUGAGCUGAUCCCCUUCUUGGAAACCCUUUCUGUCGCGAAAGAUGUCCGGCCACUCAUUGCAAAUAAGUUUGCCAGUUAUACUUAG
This is a messenger RNA of Lolium rigidum, 804 nucleotides long. Its product is annotated as CTD small phosphatase-like protein 2. Gene Ontology annotation, molecular function: phosphoprotein phosphatase activity. NCBI's taxonomy places the organism in Eukaryota, Viridiplantae, Streptophyta, Magnoliopsida, Poales, Poaceae. The record is from RefSeq and is a predicted model, not a curated record. The coding region runs from base 1 to 804 and encodes 267 amino acids. The transcript has 5 exons.